Asterias rubens (European starfish) is the source of this 3207-nucleotide messenger RNA. RefSeq names its product cell adhesion molecule 1-like. The transcript has a single exon. NCBI's taxonomy places the organism in Eukaryota, Metazoa, Echinodermata, Asteroidea, Forcipulatida, Asteriidae. The coding region runs from base 649 to 2445 and encodes 598 amino acids. The record is from RefSeq and is a predicted model, not a curated record.
AGCAAGUGUAAAAAGCAAGUGUUUACCGUAAGCAAGUGUAAAAUGUUCGCUAACCCGCGGUUAGCACACAAGUGAUGUAACAAAGCUAAUCCAUGGUAAACGUGCAUGCACGCCUAGAAAGUGUCUAUCUACUUUCUUGAAAAAACAUGGUGAAAUACGUUUAUGCUUACGCAAUUUUUUUUUGCUACAGUAAGCGCAAAAUUUGCUUACGGGUAAAACAGCUUUAUGAAAUUGGGCCCAGGCCACAAGCGUCCGGUAGGCAUGGCACUCUAAGCACAACAAUCCUCGGUAAGCACUGAUGAGCUGAAAACGGAAGCAGUGGGUGGUACCAAUGUGCUUUAGUUUCAUCAGAGCACCAUAGGGUGAUAAUAUGUAUAGGUAGGUGGUCGACCAGACUUGUGUCAUUUUAUGUUGAGUACUUGAGUUGAACUGUUGAUUGUCAUUUUUAUCGUGAAUAUUGAAUUGAAUUUGUCAAGGAUUUGCCUGAUUGUUAGCAGCAAGAAGAUUGUAUCUGAAUUUGGUUGACUGUUUCUAGGAGUUCGAUUUGACUGUUGAGUUAGUGAUUCAAUCUAAACGUUUACGUUUACUCGGCAGUUGCUUGAUAGUUGGUGGAGUGCUGAUUGGACAACCAAAGGUGCUCUAUACACGAUGGGUAUGUUGAGGUUUCUAUUACCGCUCAUGAUGUGUUUGAUGGCUUGUCAUGCCGUCCCCACGAUCGACAUUCCCCCACGGGAAUCCACAGUGCGUGUGCGGGGUUCGGUCACCCUCACAUGCAAGGUGAUGAACAAGGGCAUGUACGUAGUGUCGUGGCUUAAGGACGGACAUGUCAUCAGCAACGACGAGGCGAUCGUGUCAUCAGCCGUGGAGCCGACUCGCUACACCAUUGUCGGCGAGCCCUCGGAGGGUAACUAUAGCUUAAGGAUAACAAAAGUCCUCCUUUCGGACAAUGACAUGUUCAAGUGCCAGCUCCGGGCUCCCUCGGGGACCGGUGAUCCCGACGUGCAGUCUCGCCCAGUAACCCUGAUCGUCCAGCACCCACCGGCGGAGGGCUACCCGACAUGCUACCCGCAGUAUACCGAGACUCGUGGGCUAUCGGUCGGCACGGAGCUCAAAUUCGGAUGCCGAUCGGAGAUCGGGGAGCCGGCCGCCCAACUUGUGUGGACACUGAACGGUACGGAGUUGGAGUCCGACGUAGACAGCGCGACUACAGGUUUCAUCGGCAUGGAGUUCCGUCGAAACAUCACUGUGGAAGACCACAAGAAAAUCUUCCUAUGCACUCUGACCCACGAGCUUUUGCCCGGACCGAGAACCUGCGAGGUCGGGCCCCUUGAUGUGCUUUUCCCGCCGAUAAAAGCCAAGGUGGAGUAUAAAUCAACAUCGCAGAAAGUUGGGCGUACCGUUUUUCUGUCGUGCAACGCGAAGGCGAACCCACCUGUGAUGCCAUUAGACUACAGAUGGUACACCAUACCGCCAAUCGACGAGUCACGCGACCAAAUCACAUCUGGAAUGGGUUGGGUUUUGACCAAAUUGGAAGCCGGUGACGAUGGUACGGUAGUGAUAUGCGAGGCUCGAAACAGUAUGGGUGCUCUGAACUCCUCAUUUACAAUCUCCGUCACGAAGGAGACCACUCCUCCCCCGCCCCCAACAGCACCGGCACGACCCACGCUACCUAAAAUCACCCGACCCAGAUCGACAUCGGCCUCGGCGAACCUUUUCAGCACCCCGUAUGUUAUUAUCCUGAUCCUGAUAGCCAUAGCCCUCCUCAUGCUUGCCGUAACUCUAGUCAUAAUCGCCAUGAAGAGAAAGAAGCAACCAGCGGCAAUUUUAACAGUGACCGACUUGGAUAAUCUCCACGCCGACGUGCACUCCCUUGCCUCCUUCGGCAACAUCUCCCGGCACGGUACCCCAUACCUGGACCGAGUGGACUACGAACUCGGCCGUAGCCGCUCCCACAGCCGGGACCACAUGUUCGACACAGAGAGCCUGGACUCUGCCUCGGCUCUCAUGAUGAGGGGCAUGUCUUCCGACUCCCCAACCCACAGGAAAUACAGCGUGGACUCCCUCGGUAAACCGCUAGGUAACCACACCCAGUACCGAGACCACCACCCCCGCCGUCCGAGCAACGGAUCCCCGACACGCCAUCCUUCCGCUAAACGCCUGGACUCGUCCCCCGUGAAAGAGCGCAAACAGAGCGAGUCCGCUCUCAGUCAAGCGGGCCGUCCCUUGCCGAAGAUCGGACCGGUAGUGGAGCAGAACGAAUACGCCGAGUUAACCCCGGUAUCCGCCCGUAAGAAGUACAACGAAGUAUCGCAGAACUCCGUGGCGUCCCCGGAGUCAGGAUACUGCGAGGAUGACGUCCUCAUCAAAAACUUGGACAACAGCUACUCGUUGCAGUCUUCUAAUAACUGUAACUGCAGCCGUAAGAUGUCUCAUGUUGAGGUGUGAACUGGGACUAAUCGAACCGAGCUAUCGCUCCAGUCGACGGCAUUCACCCCCUCCCUCCCCUUCCCCUGAGGAAGGGAAGACGGUACAAAGCUCACCCAUACUUUGGUUGCUGAAUUGAUUUUUGAAAACGGGAACUUUUUAGUGUUUCAGACUUUAAAAAGAUUCGUUCUAGUCUCUCUUAAACCCGCUAAAAAAAGAAGAAGCAAAACGCACUUCUAACUUCUGUACGCACAUAAAAUUAUCUGCUGUAAAAAGUCUUUGAUGAAAGGUGCGUUUCAGUAAUUCUAUUAUUGAACGAAAAGCGCGCAAAAAAAACUUGAAAAAAAAAAAAAACGUAAGCGAAAUGCACUUCUUACUUCUGUAUGCAAUGUCUACUGUAAACAUUUUUUGAUGAAAAAAAAAUGUAGUCAAAAGACAGCAACCAAAAGGGGAAAGAUUUGAAUGACGUCUUUACAAAUGUUGUUGAGAGAAUACUGAAGAUUGUUGAGAAGGUAUAUAAGAAAAGACAAGUAGUGACUUAAGAACUGGACUUGCGAAGUUGAAUGUUUCUCAUUUGAAGAGUUGCCAAAGUGAACUGUAAGCCACAGUUUAAUACUCUAAGCCUCAUUGUGAACAUUUUGUAUUGAGACGCAAUGUUUACUUUAAUUAGAACUAAGCUACUUUAAAAACUUAGCUAUGAUUUAUAAUUACUUCUUAAAGGCACUGGACACGUUUGGUAAUUGUCAAAGACCAGUAUCCUCACUUGGUGAAUGCCAACAUAAU